Molecule: messenger RNA, 1895 nt
Organism: Owenia fusiformis
Lineage: Eukaryota; Metazoa; Annelida; Polychaeta; Sabellida; Oweniidae
Source: the annotation of a GenBank genome assembly
AUGAAACCAGAUCUUUCAAUUGGAAAAGAGGAAAAAGGUGAUGUGCAAAUCUUCACAUCUGGCCAUAUGCCUCAACCAACACCAAGUGAUGCCCCUAAAAAGAAUGGAACAAAAUAUGUUUGUGUGGCUGUUACUGUUGUCUUAGUUGUUGGCAUGGUGAUAGGAGGAUUCUUUGGAGCAUCUUAUAUAAUGCAUCACACAACAUUGAAGACAAUUGAAACAACCAUGAAUGCUGCAGGCAGACACAUAAAAGAGAAGAUCCAGAUUGAUGAGGAUAAAGAGACCACCACAUUGGAGGGAAUUGAUGAUCAAACUCAAUAUAUGCUCAUCAUGGACUACAAACAUGGCUUAAGUAUUAGCAGAAUUUGGAUGAAUGGGAGUGAGCCCCGCUGUUUUGUAGCACACUUAGACAAGGAUGGAUUUCCAACCAUCCAAGAGAUGGCAAAAUAUCUGGAGAAACAACCAGCAAACCCAGAAUUUGAGAGCAGUUUUGAUCCUACAAGACAGAGCUUCUCUGUCGAUAUUGAUCCAAUAGAAGACAUCAGUUUCCUUGGAGAUGAGGUGGAAGCCAUGUGCAAGGGCCUGCAAGCAUACUGGGCCCUCCCUAGCAACCCAUCAAAACAAGGGAAGGCUCCAAUGCGGCAGAAGCGGGAUGACAAUGAUGAAGAAGACAUGUUUUAUCCGAACGUCACUAGAGAUUGCCCCUUGCCAGAGUAUGGAUUCCUCAGUUGUAACCAGGAUACAGAAGAAACAUGCACUUAUACGUGUUGCGAGUAUUAUUAUUGCGAAUUAUUUUAUUUUCUUGAUGAAGACAAACUGAGACUGGAGAUAUUUGAAUGGUGUUUUAUUUGGGACUGCACUAAACAAGUGGAAAAAGAAAUGUGUGACUGUGUCUAUGAUUAUCAGUACUCGUAUUUUGAAGCUGUUGAAGAUGACAAAUAACACGACAAGUAUAUUGUUUGCAACUUUUGACAAAUUGACUAUUCAGAGCAAAACAGGCAAACAAUGUAAACGGCCAUUUAAGAAUGAAUGCAUGAUUAAAAUUUGAUUUUGUAAAACAAAAAUAUCAAAUCUACCCUGUUCUAAUACCAUACAAAUAAGAUACUCUGAGUACAGUAAUUUAUGAUAGUGGGUUCCAAUCAGAAUCUUCUUAUUUAUAGACAUCCUUAUGCAAAAUCAUUUUUAGACCCUCUUACAUAGGUUUCCAUGGGUGGAAAACUUAUAUUCACAAAAACUUUCAGAAUGAAAAAAAGUUUCAUUAUUGUAUAACUUACAAAAAUGAAUAUUUCUGGAAGUUCUUAUCAUUUUUGUUUAUGAGGCGUUUAUACCUUAUAUCUCAUGUUUUGUGAACUGUUAUACCUUCUGCUAUAGAAUAUCUUAAAUGAGGCUUUUACAUCUUAUCUUGAUAUACCCCACUGAUGAAGUGACCUCAUUUGAAUGGUAUAGAGAUCACCUAUGAUUUAAAAUUUUGCAAAUAUGAAAGUUUCAUUUUAUAUGUGUUUUUGUAUUUUAAAUCCAUAUGUUUUAAAACAUGCUUAUAUAGUACUAAAUAUCCAAGAUUUGAAUAGUGAAACUCAGACAUCUUUUAGACAUAUGAAAUUUUAGAUUUUAUAAACUGCGAAGAAAACUUGGCAUAUACUCAAAAAGUAUUCACAUAUUUUACAUAUUGUAUUUUUGAAUUUAUCACACUGUUUUCAAACGGUUUACCCUUCACCCUCUGUUGCCUAUCCAUUGACAUCUCCAUGACAACAAUGUCAUAAAGUACACAUAUGGUGCACAACAAAUUGCAUUUUGUCAUUUUAAUAUUCCUAUGAACCGAGGGUAGUAUCCAAAAGUGUGUAUGAAACUAAAAUGUUAUUUGUGAAGAACUUAAUAAAUGUAGAUUAAUUGAAUGA